Messenger RNA from Spathaspora passalidarum NRRL Y-27907, 1671 nucleotides. It is a transcript of the gene EMP24, whose product is annotated as Emp24p. The transcript has a single exon. Gene Ontology annotation, cellular component: Golgi apparatus; endoplasmic reticulum-Golgi intermediate compartment; COPII-coated ER to Golgi transport vesicle. The record is from RefSeq and is a predicted model, not a curated record. The coding region runs from base 50 to 643 and encodes 197 amino acids. Gene Ontology annotation, biological process: endoplasmic reticulum to Golgi vesicle-mediated transport; Golgi organization; intracellular protein transport. Lineage: Eukaryota; Fungi; Ascomycota; Pichiomycetes; Serinales; Debaryomycetaceae.
GACGUAGCAUAAACUUCUUUAGUUUAAUCCAAACCAAAAGAACCCCACCAUGAGAUACCUGAUUGUUCUUUUCUUGAUAUCCCUCGUCACAGCACAUAAUGUGCUCCUUGCGCCAUACGGGAAACAAUGUUUCUUUGAAAACUUGAAAAAGAAUGAUGAAUUAGCGAUUAGUUUUCAAGUUGGAUCACGAGACCCAAAGAACUCUGAGCAAUACGACGUUGAUUUCUGGAUUAAUUCUCCUCAAGGACAAACUUUGGUCAAGAGAACUGGUUUCGACCAUGGUGACGAAUCAAUCACCGCUCCUUCCAACGGUAAAUACACUUAUUGUUUCUCCAAUGAAAAAACCGGUAGAGUUGAUUUAGAUGUGUCGUUUAACAUUCAUGGGGUUAUUUACAUUGAUUCCACUGAUCCUAAGCUGGACACUUUGGAUUAUGCCAUUCAAAGAUUAAGUCAAUUAACCAACGAUGUCAAGGCUGAACAAAGUUAUUUGGUUAUUAGAGAAAGAACUCACAGAAACACUGCUGAAUCUACCAACUCCAGAGUUAAGUGGUGGUCUGUUUUCCAAAUUCUUGUUGUUGCUGCCAAUUCCAUUUUCCAAAUUUACUAUUUAAAGAGAUUCUUUGAAGUCCAAUCCGUUGUGUAAGUUGGAUUAGCGUGUAUCUAUAUUUAGAGAAUUAUAAAAUUAUAAAUAAAACAUGAGUUGUUAAUGCAAAUGCACCCAAUAAUUUAUGAAGUAGUGUUUGUAGGUUAAUACGAGUUUCUACCCCUGUUGCUGUUACAAACUGAGAUCAUCUCCUUAAGCUAGAAAUUCGAGGUUUACAGCCAAUACAAAAGAUCUAAAAGUAAAUCGAUCCAAAAGUAAAUCAACCCAAAAAAGAAUCAACCAUUGAUCUGCUCGAUAUCAGAAACUAUCAAUAAACUGCAUCUGCCCACACACAACAGUGUUAGCAGUCCAGCUGUUCCAACACGUUAUUUGCCAAUCAGAUUCUUUAGAUAGCAUUGUAAUGAAUUAAUCUUGAAUGAAAACCAAACUUAUAGAGGUACAAUACUAGAUAUCCACCUAAUACCAUCUCGUAAUGAGCGUACUAAAGAGGGAUUCACUAAAGAGGGAUAUCUUAUCAGGCAAUUAUACUUGUUAUUAUUGGCAACCAACAAAAAUAUUCUUGCAGACUCUCAUUAUAUGCGAAGAUUAUAUGCAGGCACAACUGAUUAAGACGUGUCAGGCAGAGCUAUUUUGCCAAUAUGGUUAGUAACUUUUACAAAAUUGACAGUUUGUAACACUCAAUGAUUUAUUGGAGCACUGUACAUUAACACUGCCUAACAUACAGUAAUAACUGACCGAUAGAAUGACCUGGGGGUAGGCAAAUCAUGCCUAAAGUAUGCCUUAUGGUGAGUCAGGCACAGAUAUGUGCGUGGUUACUAAUAGGUAGUCUGAGUCAUACUCAUUUGCACAAAUGAUCCACAUAUUUGCUCUCAGUCCAAAUUUUAAGUGGGAUAGGUACCUUGUCGUAUUAGAGAGCAUUAGAGAUGAUAAACCCAGUAAUUCGAACGUAAUUGGAACUACUGAAUACCAACCAGGAUGAAUCGGCCGAAGGAGAAAAAAAAAUUCUAAGAGAUAGAGAUACCAUAGCUCAAACUACUUUAUGCUACUGGAAAGCUGAGUUCCGUUGU